AUGUCGGAGCCGGGCCACCUGGGGAUAAAGCGGGCCGAAUCGGCGAGGCUGCGUCGGGCGGAGCAGCUGAAGCGCUGGAAAGGCUCCUUGACCGAACUGGAGCCGGUGACUCCCGCCCGGAGCCGGCACCGCGGUGGGGGCCGUGUGCGCUUCGAGGACGGCGCCGUCUUUCUGGCCGCCUGCUCCAGCGGAGACACCGAGGAGGUGAAGCGCCUGCUGGCCCGCGGAGCCCGCCUUAACACGGCCAACGUAGACGGGCUGACAGCGCUACAUCAGGCCUGUAUAGAUGAAAACCUGGACAUGGUAAAAUUUCUGGUAGAAUAUGGAGCCAAUGUAAAUCAGCAAGAUAACGAGGGAUGGACCCCACUUCAUGCAGUUGCAUCUUGUGGCUAUCUGAACAUAGCAGAGUACUUGAUAAGUCACGGGGCCAAUGUUGCUGCUGUGAACAGUGAAGGUGAAGUCCCAUCUGACCUUGCAGAGGAAGCAGUCAUGAAAGAUUUGCUUUUGGAACAAGUAAAGAAGCAGGGAGUGGAUCUUGAUCAGGCCAGAAAAGCAGAAGAACAACAAAUGUUGCAAGAUGCCCGACAGUGGCUAAAUAGAAGGAAAAUUGAAGAGAGAAAGCACCCUCGAACAGGUGCUACUGCUCUCCACGUAGCUGCAGCUAAAGACUACUGUGAGGUGAUGAGACUCUUGAUACAAGCUGGGUUUAAUGUAAAUAUUCAGGACAAUGAUGGAUGGACACCACUCCAUGCUGCUGCACACUGGGGGGUGAAAGAAGCUUGCACUAUUUUGGCUGAAGCACUCUGUGAUAUGGACAUCAGGAACAAGCUGGGUCAAACACCAUUCGAUGUUGCUGAUGAGGGAUUGGUUGAACACUUAGAGAUGUUGCAGAAGAAACAGAAUAUGCUCCGUAGUGAAGAAUCAAACAAAUUAAUUGAAGCUGAUAUGAAUGGUAAAGUUCAAAGUGGAUUUUUCAAAAACAAAGAGAUUAUUUAUGAAGCGGAUACUUUGAAAUCGUUAGAGACAGAAGAAGAGAGCAAGGAAUCUAGUAGUUCCAGCUCUGAGGAAGAGGAAGAGGAAGAAGCAGAAGAAGAUGAAGUUUCAGAGUCAGAUACUGAAAAGGAGGCAGAGAACAAAGAAGAGUCUAUUGAAAACCAUUCCAAUCAUGAAUCCAGAAUUCUCAUCACAGAACAAAUACCACCCCCAGAACAUAACACUGUUACUAUGGCUCCUGCUAGAAAAUGUAAUCCAUUGCUCAACAAGACUGAAGAACAAAAAGAUGAAUCACCAUCAUCAUGGAGGCUAAGCUUGCGGAAAACUAGCAGCCAAAAUGCACUUAGUGAGGGCAGCAUGCCCUGUGAUACUCUCAAAGAGAAAGGCAGCUCCAUCUAUUACUCUUCUUCAACCCCUCGGAUAUCUGCACUAUUAGAUAACCAAGAGAAGCAGGACAAGGAUAAUAGAAUCUAUUUUGCUUCAAUAUCCCCUCGAAGAUUAAAUAAUACAGGUGACAUUGAAGAAAAGGAAAACCGAGAAUCUGCUGUUAACUUGGUGCGGAGUGGUCCUUACUCUCGUCAACAAUGGAGAGAGGAUCCAAAGGAGAAUGAAACCCCUACAACUGGUGCACCUUCCACCUAUGUGUCUACCUAUAUGAAAAGAGCCCCUUACCGACAACAAACUGACUCUGCCACCGAGAAGAGCACAGAGGCUGUCUCCUCUAGCAUUCCAUUAAGUGUCAUAACAAAUCUCACUGUACCUGGAAGUUCCAAUGGUGUUACAACUACUAAUUCUAACUCACUGACUGGAACAGAGUCAUCUACUGGUGAUGCCAGGGAUCGAAGAAGGUCAUAUCUGACACCUGUAAGAGAUGAAGAAGCAGAAUCUCUAAGGAAAGCUCGAUCUAGGCAAGCUCGUCAGACUCGCAGAUCUACCCAGGGUAUAACACUUACAGACCUGCAAGAGGCAGAGAAAACUUUUAGCCGGUCUCGAGCAGAGCGGUUUAAUCAGGAACAGCCAAGUGAAAGAUCAGACAGGCUCAGAACUAGUGACGGAAGCUGUGGAAAACAAGAAGAUAUUGCCAGAACAGAAUCUAGGGAGUUCAACUCACCAUGGACUAGAAACGUAGAUGAAGAGUCUUCCAGUCGUCGAUUAAGAUACCUGGCACAACAAGACAAACCUACAACUGCUGUCUCUCCUUCCUUAACUUCCAGUCUUUAUUCAAGUUCUCACAUGCCCAGGACAAAUAGAUUUGUAUCUUCUGAUUCAUUGAGCUCAGCAGAUUACCAAAGCACAUCAGCUGGCAACAUGGAGAAAAAUGAAUAUGAAGAUCAGGACCUGGAUGACAGAACUUCAAACAAGCAGUCAGUAAGAGAGAGAAGGCGACCAAAAGAAAGACGGAGAGGCACUGGAAUCUCUUUCUUUACAAAGGAUGAUGAAGAAAUAGAUGGUACUGAAGAAGUAAUGGAGGACAAGCAUGAAAGGCUCUCCAGGCUGGAUUCAGCAAGUUCAAGCACUGGCACUAUUGAUACCUCUAGUGACCGACCCUCAGGCCGCAGCAGUGCCUAUACCAGAAGAGCCGCUCUCAGCAACCGAACCGAAGAUGAUAGUAUCAAGGAUUAUAAAAAGCUGUAUGAGAGUGCCCUGUCUGAAAAUCAGAAACUGAAAUCUAAACUGCAAGAUGCCCAGGCGGAACUCGCAGAUAUUAAGUCAAAAAUGGACAAACUAAAUCAGCAGAAACUGGAGAAAAGCUCAGAUCGUUCAAGCAUGCUUGAGAUGGAAAAAAGGGAAAAACGAGCCCUUGAACGGAAGCUUUCUGAAAUGGAAGAAGAGAUGAAGGUUUUGACAGAUCUGAAGUCAGACAAUCAGCGACUGAAAGAUGAGAAUGGAGCACUCAUCCGAGUCAUCAGUAAACUCUCAAAGUAACAUAUUGAACAAAGGAUGGGCAGAAAGAGGAGAUUUCUGUGCACAAGCUGUCAAUCCUGCCACCUACUUCUGAUGUUCCGAUUGAAAGAACUGCUGGCAAUUUAGCCAUGGACCAGUUGGCAACACACACAGCUCCUUGCACUUGCUGGGCAUUUUUAUUUUGCA
Messenger RNA from Protobothrops mucrosquamatus (brown spotted pit viper), 3084 nucleotides. RefSeq names its product protein phosphatase 1 regulatory subunit 12B (gene PPP1R12B). Bases 1 to 2919 code for a protein of 972 amino acids. The transcript is spliced from 24 exons. Lineage: Eukaryota; Metazoa; Chordata; Lepidosauria; Squamata; Viperidae. The record is from RefSeq and is a predicted model, not a curated record. Gene Ontology annotation, biological process: signal transduction. Gene Ontology annotation, cellular component: A band; cytoplasm; Z disc. Gene Ontology annotation, molecular function: phosphatase regulator activity; protein kinase binding; enzyme inhibitor activity.